Aspergillus mulundensis is the source of this 621-nucleotide messenger RNA. RefSeq lists its product as uncharacterized. The record is from RefSeq and is a predicted model, not a curated record. The transcript is spliced from 2 exons. Lineage: Eukaryota; Fungi; Ascomycota; Eurotiomycetes; Eurotiales; Aspergillaceae. Bases 1 to 621 code for a protein of 206 amino acids.
AUGCCUUUAUUUCCAAUGGGAACCGGCGUCCAGAAUGAUCAGAGGCAGACCUCCGACCCAAACCAUCAUGGAACACCCGUCUCCCUCGCCACCAGGACAAAGAACAGAAGAAAGCGCUACCUAGACCUCCACCCAGAGUACUUCUCUGCAGACCUCGAGCUAGCCGACCCCCUACUCUACGACCGCCUAAUCCGCCGCUUCCAAACGCCGUCCGAGCGCGAAGCCGAAGGACGCGCAAAGGGCUUCUCCGGCGUCCUCCAAGCCGACCUUCUGCGAUCGGAAGCUAAAAUGGAUGCGCUGAGCCAUCCCGAUCCGCACGCGCUGUUUACGUACGCUCGCGGGCCGAACGGCGAGAUAUUGGCGGAGGACCGCGACGAGAUUCCGCCUAGUAAGGAGGAGGGCGAGAAGGCGUGGCGAUUUGAAAUGACGAUGAGGUUCCUGCGCGGGGAGGAUGACGACUUUGAUUAUACGGAGGUUGAUGGGAAUGAGGAGCUUGAUGAUGCUAGUGAGGAGCAGGAGAAGUAUUUCGAUGACGAGGAGCCUGAGUGGGUUAUUGAGGGGCAAGGGAAUGGCGAUGUGAGAGAGAGACUGACGGGGGAAACUGGGAUUCAAGAUUUCUGA